Spirometra erinaceieuropaei is the source of this 1104-nucleotide messenger RNA. The record is from the annotation of a GenBank genome assembly. NCBI's taxonomy places the organism in Eukaryota, Metazoa, Platyhelminthes, Cestoda, Diphyllobothriidea, Diphyllobothriidae.
AUGGAUUCGCAAAUAUCCAGCCUGGUUGCCAAACUUGUCUUGCAGAUGUUGGAAAAAGUCGCCUUCGACCGCUAUGAACCUGCAUUUUGGCGUCGAUACGUGGACGACACGUUCGUUAUAAUUGGAAGGAGCACACUGGCCGACUUUCAAGACCUGCUUAACGGCUUCUUCUCGGACACUCAGUUCACAAGGGAAGAAGAGCAUGCCGAAGAGCUGGCUUUCCUUGACGUUCUCGUCACACGCACACCCAACGGCGACCUCAGCACCACGGUGUACGGAAAGGCGACUAACACGACUCAGAUUCACAACUACCAUAGUAACCAUCCAAUGGCGCAUAAACACAACUGUGUUAAGACACUCUUUCAAAGGGUAGAAACGCACUGCAGUGAGCCAGAGGGACGAGUACGAGAACUACGGCAUCUUCGGGACCAACUGGCAAGGAAUGGAUGCCCGAACAGCUUCAUCAGCCGCUGUCUCCGCACGCACCCUUGGCGAACAAACGGAGGAGAGUCGUCAACACUCUGGCACCCUCUAUCAUUUAUAGAGAACGUGUCCGAAGCUAUGGAACGUAUCACUGGGGAGCACGGCGUGGGUAUCGCUCACCGUCCGACAGCGACCAUGCACGACAAAAUAAUGCGCGUGAAGGACCGACAAGAGGUGGGAGAACAGUCGGGCGUCGUUUAUCAGACCCCAUGUCGGGACGGCCCUAGCCACUACAUAGGACAGACCGGACGACGACUUAGCUCACGAAUAACGGAGCAUAAACGGGCGGUCCGGAGAGGCGACCCGUUGCCUCAGUUCGUAAUUCACGCCCUGGAGGAAGGCCACGAAUUCAACUUCUUGAGCACGCGGAUAGUAGCCCGGCCCAGCAAUAAGACAGGGCGAGAACUGUUGGAGGGCUGGGCGCCUUACACCAACUCUAUCAACGGACACGUUGACAUACCCCCCCCCUCUGCUAUCACGCGCUGCGUUGCCGAGGCCAAGAGGCGAGACCCAAUUUCCAGCCUAGGGUGCAGGCGGUCACGCCGCCGUGAGACGGCGUGGGACUCAGCUUAUCGCGAAUACCACCCUCUGCAGUGUAACGGCCGAGGACGUCAAGGUUAG